Erinaceus europaeus (western European hedgehog) is the source of this 2049-nucleotide messenger RNA. RefSeq names its product islet cell autoantigen 1 (gene ICA1). Gene Ontology annotation, molecular function: protein domain specific binding. Gene Ontology annotation, cellular component: Golgi apparatus. Bases 510 to 1904 code for a protein of 464 amino acids. The record is from RefSeq and is a predicted model, not a curated record. Lineage: Eukaryota; Metazoa; Chordata; Mammalia; Eulipotyphla; Erinaceidae. Gene Ontology annotation, biological process: regulation of transport. The transcript is spliced from 15 exons.
CUGGGAGGCUCCCGGGGGCCUGGGCUCCGAGGUUAUAAUAUAACUUCCUUGCUGAUGCUUUUUCCCCGCCCCUUCUCACCAAAUCAUCAACAGUAGAAAAAGAAGAAAACAUGUCAGGACACAAGUGACACCGAGUUGCAGAUGCUACUAUGAUUUCAUCCUGAAGUCCAUGGGUGGACGAUCUUACCAGUGUGCCCCAGAACCUCACCUCUCCAGAGUCCUACCCCACUAGUGAAAGAUAGAAACGGGCUGGGAAUAUGGAUUGACUUGCCAAUGCCCAUGUCCAGCAAAGAAGCAAUUACAGAAGCCAGAUGUUCUACCUUCUGUAACCCAAAAUCAAUUUUGGUCCAUACUCCCUGAGGGGGAGAAAUGUUUGGAGAUGACUAGAGGGCUCUGAACUCUAAUUCCAUCAAGAACCAGAGAAAGAAGAGGAAAAAAAGGAAGGACAUUUCAGUUAUCCCUGGGACAUACAGGAUCGAUAUGGUCAAGAUAAGUCAGUUGUAAAUAAGAUGCAACAGAAGUAUUGGGAAACAAAGCAGGCUUUUAUUAAAGCUACAGGAAAGAAGGAAGAUGAACAUGUUGUUGCCUCUGAUGCAGACUUGGAUGCUAAGCUGGAGCUCUUUCACUCAAUUCAGAGAACCUGUUUGGAUCUGUCUAAGGCAAUUGUUCUCUAUCAGAAGAGAAUAUGUUUCCUGUCUCAAGAAGAAAAUGAACUAGGAAAAUUUCUCCGAUCUCAAGGCUUUCAAGAUAAAACCAGAGCAGGAAAAAUGAUGCAAGCAACUGGAAAGGCCCUCUGCUUUUCUUCCCAGCAAAGGUUAGCCUUGCGAAAUCCUUUGUGUCGUUUUCACCAAGAAGUGGAGACUUUUCGCCACAGAGCCAUUUCUGACACUUGGUUGACAGUAAAUCGCAUGGAGCAGUGCCGAACUGAGUACAGAGGGGCAUUAUUAUGGAUGAAGGAUGUGUCACAGGAGCUUGAUCCAGACCUCUACAAGCAAAUGGAGAAGUUCAGGAAGGUACAAACUCAAGUCCGCCUUGCAAAAAAAAGCUUUGACAAACUGAAGAUGGAUGUGUGUCAGAAAGUGGAUCUUCUUGGAGCAAGCAGAUGCAAUCUUCUGUCUCAUAUGUUAGCAACAUACCAGACUACUCUACUUCAUUUUUGGGAGAAAACUUCUCAUACUAUGGCAGCCAUACAUGAGAGCUUCAAAGGUUAUCAGCCAUAUGAAUUCACUACAUUAAAGAGUUUACGAGACCCUAUGAAAAAAUUGGUUGAGAAAGAAGAAAGGAAGAAAAUCACCCAGCAGGAAAGUGCAGAGGCCACAACAGAAGAGCCUAGUCAGUUAAUUUCAUUAGAGGAUGAAAACCAGCACCAGGAAUCUUCUAGUUUUAAAAAUGAACUGUUAGACGUGAAACCUGAGGAAGGUGCUUGCCUGGGCCCAAUGCCAGGGACCCUGGAACCAGACAGUUCUGAUAAAGAUGACCUGCUACUGCUGAGUGAGAUCUUCAGCAUAUCCUCCCUGGAAGAGGGAGAGUUUAGCAAAGAAUGGGCUGCUGUAUUUGGAGAUGAUCGACUGAAGGAGGCAGCUCCCACUGGGGCCCCAGGAGAAGUGGAUCCCAAGCCCCAAACUGGUGCAGGAUUCCUUCCUUCACAGCUUUUAGACCAAAAUAUGAAAGACUUACAGGCCUCACUACAAGGCUGGUCAGAGAGCAAUGCCAAUCUUCCUUCUCCUCCAUGGCCAGCACCAAAGACAAGCAGUCCAAAUGACAACGAUCCUACCGUGAAAGAGCCUGCCAAGGCUGCCUCAGACCUGACUGCCUGGUUUAGUCUCUUCGCUGACCUGGACCCAUUAUCCAAUCCUGACGCUAUUGGAAGAACUGAUAAAGAACACGAACUGCUCAAUGCAUGAGUCUGCAACCUUUGGGAGGGAGCCCACAUAGCUCCUCUGCCACACAGCAGGGGCUCCAGGCAUGGGAAGUGAUCAGUAUGCUCUUUUAGUAUUUAUGUGCCAUUUUAAUAAAACAAGAGGGUCAAAGGCCCUGUUUAUCUUGGUA